AUGAAGCUCAUACUCCGCCCAUCGGCAUUCCACACAGCCCUCCCCCGACUGAGACCUCUGCUUAUCCAGAGAGGCUACGCGGCCCAGAACGACCCUUCCACCGCUGCAAAGAGAAGGGCCGUUACGCCUUUCAACGAUGACGGCCACGUUCCCUGGCGCGACCUUUCAGGCGCCGAGAAAACCGCAAGAGCCACACAGCAGACAUUCAACUUUGGUCUAGUUGUUGUAGGAGCCGUCUUGACCUCACUGAAGCGCAAACCACAGGGAGGAGUAGCCUACUUCCUAUACACCGACGUCUUCUCCCCCGACAGCAAGACUGCAUACUACAACCGCGCCGUCGAUCGAAUCAAGAAGGAUCAAGACUGUCUCGCUGUGCUGGGAGAUGCCAAGAAGAUCGCUUUCCAUGGCGAGGAAACAUACAACAAAUGGCGUCGCGCAAGGCCUAUUGCAUCUACACACACAACCGACAAGCAGGGCACUGAACAUAUCAUGCUACACUUCUAUGCUGAGGGGCCGCGUGACAGAGGCACCGUCAAUAUACACCUGACCAAACGCCCUGGUGCAUCCGAGUUCGAGUAUAAAUACUUCUACCUCGACGUACCAGGACAUCAGCGCAUCUAUCUGGAGAACGCAGACGCCAAGUCCUCCGCCGAGUCCAAGAAGUAUAAAUUCCUCGGUGUAAACUGGAAUUAA
Molecule: messenger RNA, 693 nt
Organism: Truncatella angustata
Lineage: Eukaryota; Fungi; Ascomycota; Sordariomycetes; Amphisphaeriales; Sporocadaceae
Product: TIM21-domain-containing protein
Exons: 4
Coding region: 1-693 (230 amino acids)
Biological process (GO): protein import into mitochondrial matrix
Cellular component (GO): TIM23 mitochondrial import inner membrane translocase complex
Source: RefSeq, a predicted model, not a curated record